Molecule: messenger RNA, 1293 nt
Organism: Helobdella robusta
Lineage: Eukaryota; Metazoa; Annelida; Clitellata; Rhynchobdellida; Glossiphoniidae
Exons: 3
Coding region: 6-992 (328 amino acids)
Biological process (GO): regulation of apoptotic process; intrinsic apoptotic signaling pathway in response to DNA damage; extrinsic apoptotic signaling pathway in absence of ligand
Cellular component (GO): mitochondrial outer membrane
Molecular function (GO): protein homodimerization activity; protein heterodimerization activity
Source: RefSeq, a predicted model, not a curated record
AUAAGAUGGGUGACAUCUUCAUCAGUGAAGAAAAUGAGAAACUUCUUGGCGGUCGAGAAGAUGAUGUAGUUGCAGUUGGCGGUAAUUACAACGACGACGAUGAUAGCAUUUCUGACAUUACUACUACUACUACUACUACUACUACUACUACUACUACUACUACUACUACUACUACUACUACUGUUGCCACAACUACAACUAUCGCCACUAACAGUAUAAAUAACAACAAUGCUUAUAACAACGGUGAUAACAACAACAAUACGAAUAAUAGUGACAGCAGCAGCAGCACAACUCGAAAUCGUAGUAGCACCCACCAGCGACAAAACCACGCCAACCACCAACGUCGACAUCGACGCCAUCAGACUAGCAGCGACGACGCAGCUGCCAGAGACUUAUUCUACCUGAACGAUCGUUUUAUUACGGAAGAAUUUCGAAACAAGUGUGCGGAAGUUGCAUAUGACAUUGUCACUUACGUCUGCCAUAGCGGGCCCUAUCAGCCCUACCCUCCCCCUAGUAAGACCACUCGACUGAUGAGGAACCUUGUGAAUGAUUUGGCGAAAAAUCGCGGAGAGCUGAUGGAUGAUAUGGCAUCCCAGAUCGUUUUGAACGCCAAAUCGAUGGAACAACUGGAGAUCCUACUGAACGAACUGGCCUCCGAGAUGUUCAACGACAACGUCAUAACCUGGAACAGGAUAGUGAUGUACCAUGCCUUCUGCGCCUACGUGGCCAAGUUCUGCAAACUCCAUGAGAGCAUUGAGGACAUCGAGGAGGUGGUGGUGAGGAUUCUCGUCGACAUUGUUGUUAACAGACUGGGUCUCUGGAUUGCCACCUGUGGUGGAUGGGCUCAGUUCGACAGUCAGUUCCCUAUGCUAUGCUGCAUACUCCAAAGUGGAUGCAUAUGGAAAGUUCUCCUGUUGGUAUGUGCAUUCAUUGGCACUAUCGUCAUCUUCUAUAAGGCCAUACACUUCCUGGAUAGUUCCAGAAAAAUCUGAUGACGAUGAUGAUAACGACGACGAUGAUGAUGAGGAUAAUUAUAAUGAUAUUGAUGAUGGUGAUGAUAUUGAUGCCGAUGAUGAUGACGAUGAUGAUGAUGGGAGGUAUGAUAAUAUUGAUUGAAUAUGUGAUGAAAAUAAUAGUGAAAAUUAUCAUUGUAGCAACUGUAUUAUUUAUCAAAUGGACAGUAUUACUUAUAACUUGUUGUACUAGUCAAUUUUAACUCUUACAUUUUUAUUGUUUAACGAAUAAUGUUUCAAAAUGAUUUUAGUCUGCAUAAUCCUAAUUCCUCUUUCUUCC